UCAUUCGGCUUUUAUUGUGGAGCUAAUUUGUUUUGUCACUGCAACAUAUAAGGAGCUGUCUGAUCUCUGUGUACAAGUUGAAACUUGGCUGAACAAAAAAAUUAUUGAGUCUACCUAACAGGAUCAAGAGAUAAGCUCUGUGAGCACAUUUAAACCAAAAGUAAAUUAAAUGAAAAUUAUGGAUACAUAUUCACAUUUUUUCACUGUCUUUUAUUCACAGAUCCUUAAAGCUUCAGUUUUAGUAAUUCCACAUUUUAAAUCAUGCCGAUUUCACUUCAGUAUCUCCAAGUAGUUUUCCAGAACAUGGCGUCAAAAGCUCUUAUCUGCAAUCUAAGUAGCCCCUCACCAGUAUUUGUCUUUUGUACACCUCUUCUCCUCCACCUCUUUAAUGGUUUUAUUGCAGGUAUUAGCAUGUGAGCUGUAGCCCGGUGGUGAAUGAACCAUGGACGAAGCCAGCGCCACCAUCUUCGUCACUGUUCAAAAGAUCUACUACCCACUCCUGUGCAUCAUGGGUAUUCCAGCCAACCUCUUCACAUUCUACAUGAUAUGCUUCCGAAAAUGUGGCAUGUCCAACACAGCCAUCAUUUACCUGAGUUGCCUGGCUAUUGUGGACACCUUUUACCUGGUGUGGGUGAUCCUUAUUGACUUGACCCUCACCUUCUGGCUUCUGCAACCCUUCUGGCACUCCCACCCCUGGUGUGGCAUCUUGGGAUUCCUGCAGUACGGAUCACUCUACAGCUCCUCCUGGAUCGUGGUGGUGUUCACCAUUGAGCGCUACCUCGUCCUCAGAAGCACAGUGGCCAAGCAGCACUUCUCCCAGCCCUGGGUCACUAAAGGGACCUGUGCGGCUAUCGUCCUGGUGUCUCAUCUUGUCUCUGUGCCACUGGGCUGGAUCAACAUUGUCACACCUGUCAACAUUACUGUUGAUGGGGAGAAUGUGACACUGCCCAGGUGUCUUUACCGCAAUGAGGCCUACACUACUGUUAUAGUGUGGAUAACCACCUUCCUCUCAGGGGGAAUACCCAUUGUGUUGGUCAUCAUCUUCAACUACCUCAUUGGGUACCAUCUGUCCCGCGCCAGCAAUCUCUUCACUAAGGAGGAGCGUCGCACCAUGCAUGGAAGGAGUACCAGGGGCAUGUUGAAGAGGACCAUCCUGCUGCUGGGUACUGUCUCUGUGGCCUUUGUUGUGCUCAGCCUGCCCCGCUUUGUCACAUACUGCAUCCUGAGGACCAAGUACAACAAUCAGAACUUCAACAGGAACAACUACAGCAUUCCCAUCAAUGUGGCUGGAGACUUGGCUAACAUGCUGCAGAACCUCAACUCCACCACCAACUUUCUGCUCUACUGCAUGGUCAGCCGGCGCUUCCGGCGGGAGCUGGUCCAGGUAGUGACUUGUAAGGUGAAGGCCCGUGAGCUAGGCUCUGUCCUCACCCAUACCACCAUGAAAGUGUUCUCAGUUGUGAAUCAUAAGGUCUCGGUAUCCAGCAACCCCAUGACUGUGGUGCUAACCAAUCUCAAACAGACUGAGUAGAAAGGAUAUGGAAGAGUGGACAAAGAUCAGACAUUCAAAAUAAUUAUCCUUCAUGCAUAAGCAUUCAUUCUUGACCUUGGAAAUUCUAUGAAAACAAUCUUAAGGUUGAUCUUAAGCUUUUUUCUGGGCUGUCAACCACACUUUUUCUUCAUCAGCGAAUACAUACUUAGGUAAAAACUAAGGCAUACCCAUGACAACCACAAGAGCUAUGGAAAAAGCUAGUUAGUGGACCUUAAGUUAAGAUUAUUUUAUCAUAAAAUGUGUGUUUUUGUUUUUUUAGCCACCUAGCUGCAUUGGUCUAGGAAUGGCCAAGUUGGAGUUUGGUACAGACAGAAAUAUCUCCACAACUUUCUGAUGUAUGUCCAUGAGAUUUUGUACAGACAUUCAUUGUUCUCAGAGGAUGAAUCCUAAUGACUUGAGUCCAACUCUUGUCCAGCAAAUCAUGCAGUGUCAAAUAAAAUUUUCACUUAUCCAGUAAGAUAUUUCAACAUGUAGAAGAUGGGUUAGUACAAAGCUUGGUACAGACAUAUCUAGUUCCCAGGAUCUCUAGCACUACCAUGAGGUUGACACAUGGUUUUGAGUGAUAUAUCUCAACAACUAUUGGAUCCAUUGUCAAUCAUGGUCCUCAGAAGAUGAACUGCAGUAACUUUAGUGAUCCCUCGCUCUCCUUCUAGCACCACCAUCGGGUCAAAAUAGAUAAUGAUCAGGAGAAACUUCAAAAUGCCAUUAUAGAUUUACAGAUUAUCAAUAUGACAGCCGAUAUAGUGAAUUUAAACACAAAACUCCCCAUUCACUGCCAACAACAGUCAGGAAUUAACCACCACACACUGGAGUGACUUAACUGUGAUUUAUUUAAGAACAAAGCUAUGGAAGCUGCAAGUGAAACGUGUUGUUCACUCUUCUAAAUCACAGUAAAGUCACUCCAGUGUGCGGUGGUUAAUUCUUUUUUUAUAGUGAAUUUUAAGUUGGAAUGAAAAUGUUCUAUGUGGAUUGUUGACCAAUGUGACUCUGCAAAGGUACUCAGAAGGCUGUUUUCUUAAACAAAUAACUUUAUUUAAGAAUAUUUUUGUUAAAUAUAGCUGCAGUAGGUAACUUUUAUACUGAAGUUUUCAGUUGGUAGCUUGAGGAUAGUUGAUUGUUGAGUUUAAUUUUUUCUUGGCUUUGAUUGGUUAGUUUCACAGAUUAUCUGUCUCAUGUAGUGAAAGUUUCAGCAAAUAUGACAAAAUAUUAUUUUUAUAAAAGUUAAUACCACCAUUACAUGUAAAAGAAUUUAACAUAUACAUUGUCAACCAAUUUUAGUUGACAUUGCUGACAAAGCUUCUUCCCCCUUGACUCUUGGACCUGUGCUGCUUGCCACAGUGUUGUUAGUCUGUUGAAUAAAUUCUACAGUGACACCAAUAUAUUUACACAAGCAUUUUAUUCUGCAUUAUAUACACAACAAAACAGUUUUCAUAUUGCCAUAUAUCACAUAAAAUAGUUACGAUACGAUACAUAUUUGCGAUAGGCCAAUAUCUGACAUAUCAGUAAGGCUCUAAACUGUAAGCUCUGAGUCAUCCAGGUCAUGUGCAGUUCUAAAAGGAAAGCAAAUGGAUCUGCUUUCUUGCCUUGAAAAUGUUUCUGCUCAUCCAAAACUGCUACAUGACAUUCAGUAGUAAUGAUGAAAAGGUGAUUUGUCCCAAAUAAAAUUUGAAUACAUAUGACCAAUGCUGCAAAUUAUAUUCAUGUAGAUGUCAAGUCACUUGUCCUCCUUACCAAGGGUUGGAUGAAAAUAACCUGCCCACUUUCAAAUCAAAGGAACAAUUCAACCUGUCUGGCCACACAAGGCCUACCUCGCU
This is a messenger RNA of Dicentrarchus labrax (European seabass), 3366 nucleotides long. Its product is annotated as probable G-protein coupled receptor 139. The record is from RefSeq and is a predicted model, not a curated record. Gene Ontology annotation, molecular function: G protein-coupled receptor activity. NCBI's taxonomy places the organism in Eukaryota, Metazoa, Chordata, Actinopteri, Moronidae. Gene Ontology annotation, biological process: G protein-coupled receptor signaling pathway. The transcript is spliced from 2 exons. Gene Ontology annotation, cellular component: membrane. Bases 443 to 1531 code for a protein of 362 amino acids.